Aegilops tauschii subsp. strangulata is the source of this 1080-nucleotide messenger RNA. The record is from RefSeq and is a predicted model, not a curated record. NCBI's taxonomy places the organism in Eukaryota, Viridiplantae, Streptophyta, Magnoliopsida, Poales, Poaceae.
GUUAGGAAAUGCACCAAAAAGCCACAGACCGAUGCCAACACUCCGGAUCCUAGUCAAAGUGGUGCCCAAAGAGGAGGUACCGGUGGCACACGAGGAGGUAGGAGUGGUAGUGGACGAGGAGGCAGGAGUGGUGCACGUGGAGGACGGACGAAUCUUGGCGGUAGUGGACGAGGAGACAGUAUUAGAGGGUGUGGGGGACGGUCGGGUACCGGUGGCCGUGGUCGUAGGACGAGAAGGGUUGAUAGAGGAAGGCCUAUUGACAUCUUGCUUAACCCAGAUGGUUGAAAUAAGGUGAAUGGUACUUGUUAUUUGGUCUUGUUUAUUUGUUUUUUUGCAUACAUACAUGUUAUUUUACUUUACUAACUACCAAAUUUGUCUUUAUGGGCAUGGCUUCUUCCGGUUCCGUGACGAGGCCACCGUGUGCUAACCGCGAGGAUAUGCCGGACAAGUGGAUAGACGCCGAGUUGGAUAAGGUGAAGGACAAAGGUAUGAGAACUCCAUCAUGUUGGUGUGGAGAUGUUUGCAAAGUUAAGGUAUCCACCGACCGCAAGAAAUCAUGGACGGAAGGAAGAAGAUAUUUUGUUUGUCCCAACUAUGCCUACGAUUGUCCUCGUCCAGCUCACGCAUAUGAUGUAUCGCUGUCGCCGCCUCCACUUUGUAAGUACUUCACAUGGAUAGAUCAAGAUGUGCCAGAAGAUGUUAAGAAAGAUCAACAUCGAGAUUGUCUAAGGAGGCAGCGGUUGUUUGAAGAAGCAUUUCAGAGAGGCUUGGAUGAAGAGCGUCGUGAAAAGGAGAGGAUGGAGCGCAAGAAGCGUGAAGAGGAGAGGGCACGCAAGGAGAAGAUUGCUCGUCAAGAGGAGAGAGCAAGAAAGCUUGCAAGGGCUCGUGAAGCCCAAGAGGAGGAUGAGGCACACGACAAAAAAGGAAAAUGGCCUCGUGUGACCCAAUAAGGCCUUUGUUUCAAAAAACUAGUCAUGAACUAUGCCUUCGAUCUCGAGAAACAUGUGAUGAACUAUGUCUUUGAUUUGUGAUACCUAUCAUGAACUAUGUACUUUAUUGUGAAACCUUUCAUGAACUACG